Messenger RNA from Rhipicephalus microplus (southern cattle tick), 531 nucleotides. RefSeq names its product E3 ubiquitin-protein ligase MARCHF3-like. Lineage: Eukaryota; Metazoa; Arthropoda; Arachnida; Ixodida; Ixodidae. The record is from RefSeq and is a predicted model, not a curated record.
AUGGGUCUGCUGCACGUCUCUUGCCUGGAACAUUGCCUGAACACCCAGAACGUGGACCACUGCGAGAUUUGCCACCACCGCUUUGCAACCGUUGCUCAAGCCACCGGCAUCCGUCAGUUCUUCUGCUGGGCUCUACACGCUGGCUCUCUGUGGCGAGCGCUAGGAGUCCUGAUCUGCUUCGCUGUCAUGACGCCGCUGACCGUCCUCACCUGCUUCUAUUGCAUCCAAAUCACCUCAAAGCAAGCGCUGGAAGGACGCAUCAUGGUGUUUGUCAGCGUGGUCACUCUAUCUGGCCUUUUCCUUACUGCCUACUUGUGCUCGUUCUUUUACAUAGUGCGCUUGCAUUACUGCGAUAUCGCUCUAUGGCAGGCACAGAACUCGAAGCGCAAAACUUGGGUAUGGCGCAGUGCGGUGCCGAACUAUGGACAAUCCAGGACGCCGGAUGGACAACAGGCGAGCUCACGGAAGAUUGUGGAUGUAGGGGCUGCAAGUUUCACCGAGACCGAGCGCGCAAUGCAGCUGAUUGUAUGA